Molecule: messenger RNA, 4702 nt
Organism: Fukomys damarensis (Damara mole-rat)
Lineage: Eukaryota; Metazoa; Chordata; Mammalia; Rodentia; Bathyergidae
Exons: 2
Coding region: 18-752 (244 amino acids)
Source: RefSeq, a predicted model, not a curated record
CACCUUCCAUCCGGUGGAUGUCACCGUGUUCACCGGGCCAGCGCUGGGGCCUGUGCUCCCUCCGCUGCUGUGAGCAGUGUGUCGACCUGAUUCGGCCUCUCUCGCCUCCCGCCGCAUGUUCUCCCUGCAGCCUGUCAUCUUCCAGGAGAGAAUCCGACCUGCUCACUCCGUUCCUAGGACUCACUUCAGGGCCUUCCCUGGCCUGGUGCUGCAGGACCCGUGAGUGCAGAGCUCUGUCCUUGUGUCUCUGCGUGGCCCAGCCCCCUGUGUGGCUGUCAGUCCUCACUGUACUCCUUCUGCCAAACGCCCUCUGCGCCUGGCUGGCGCUGCUUCUCCCGGAAAACUGCUCUGGAGCCCUCUUCACCCAGCCUCCCGGAAGUCAUAAUCGCACUUCCGAUUUCAGCUGCAGCCUCUCUCUCCGGGCAGCCUUGACCCACCUCGUAGCCGAGUCCAGCCCGGCACUGGAGGGGGACGCAAAUGCCACCUUUGACACAGUGCUGUGCCUUCUACUCCGCCUCCUGGCCCUUCCUCUCUGCAGCAGGCAUCACCACGGAGUUCAGUGCUCCUCGCUGCAGACCACACUGGCUGUCGACGUCUCCUCCUCCUCCUCGUCCUCCUCGUCGUCCCGCCGCGCUUCCCUCUCACUCCGAACUGGACUUCCUGGACCCUCGACUGUGGGCUCUCUCACCUCAGGCCAGGGUCUUCUGGAAGAUGGGGUCCGUACCAUGAUCAGUUCCUGCGCCUUCUCCUGACUCCAUGCUGUCAGUAUAAAGGAUGCUGUGGUAAGGUUUCUUAAUCAAGGCUACAGCAUUCUAUAGGAUAAUGUAAACAGAAUAGCUAAGGUCUGUAGUUUUCUUUAUUUUUCACAUAUGAAAUAGAUUCCAAUUAAAUUUCUGAAAGCAGUAAUAACAACCAAUAAUGUCACAAAAAUUCUUGAGUGCUUGUCAUGCCUUCAAACAAAAGAUUGCACAAUUGUUUGAAGUCAGCUUUUCUUUGGAGACUGCAAACAUGUGCAUGACUGUGUUAGCAGAGGUCUCAGAACCUAGUCUGACUCCAUCCUUAGUAUUAACUGGUGAGAGUGCACAGGUGAAAGACACAAGAUUAAUAAUUCCUAUUCGAAGCUGUGUUUGAGACUUCAGGGAGAAUUCUGUGAGCACCACCGAAUUUGGACCACGGCUGAGACCCGUUUUGAGCUGGUGUUUUGUGAGCCCUGUGUGCCGAGCAGACAGAAUAUCAUGAUCACGCGUGACAUCGGCUGCAUGAUUUAUGUCUCCCAUACACAGAAGGGAAAGGAGACACUGAUAGAAGAAAUGAGAUCUGGUUCUUAUUGAUGAGGAAGCAUAACUUAUGGGCUAAAUAUUGGAGAUUUUCUCACGUUAAGGCUUCCACCCAAGAAAAGAGCUUGUGUCAGAGCUGAGAGCCAGUACAAGGCAGAGACAGAUGUGUUUCUCCUGGUGUUGAUAGACCAAGACAGAUAAGGGGAGGAUUCGAAGGUCAGGAAAAUGUUUGGGCUUUCUCAGUCAAGAUUUGGAGAGCAAAAGCAAUAUUAAACACACGAGAUACAAAUUUACUUCAGAGAUAGAAAUUCAUCAAAGGCUGAGCUCUCCUGUCAUUAUAUAGCACCAUGAAAAAAUAGCACAUGUGUGUGUGACACACACACACGCACACACAAGUAUGUUAAAGCCCAAGGAACUCAACUUUUGGAAACAAUUUUAGAACAGUGUUAAAAAAUAAGUUCAGUAACUCUCUGGCCAGCCCUUCAUUGUUUUUGCUAUACCCUGAAGUUCUUUGAGUGGAGUUUGAAUGUUCCUAUAGGAAAGGCUGACCUGCUGCCUUGCCAGGCCUCAUGAACCUGUGCAAGACCACUGCUCAACACAGAGGGGUUUUGACCACAUUUCAGCUCCUUGGGCUCUGGAGUCUGCUUCCAGCUGUCCCUCCCUGGGAAGACCAACACCAAGGACCAAGAGAAGGUCUUCCUGAGGUGCCUCCUUCCCCCUGGGCACAGAGCUGUGCUAGAUGACCCAGUCAGCCUUUCCUAGCUCUGAUUUCCAUGAUCCUACAAAUAUCAUCACCCACGACAAGAAACAGAUGCCGCCUGCGGGGGGGCAGUGACCUCGGCUGCAUCUCUCCAGCAGCCCACGUGGAGGGAGCCUGGUUGCCACCUCCCCCGCCAGCUCCCCACUUGGUGGCAGCUGAUGGAUAUUUAUAGUACUCUUCCCCAGCCUGCCAAUUAUAAUUAUCAAUAUCUCCACUGAUACAAAAAAAGGAAACAUCAUCCGAGCUGGGCACAGUGUGUGAUAAGCCAACUUUGAGCUGAAACAUGAAAACAGCUUCUUCCGAUUAUGCACAAAAGAGAGGUGCACUGAGUGGCAGGGCUGGCAUCUGAGCUGUGCCCCUGUGGCUGCCAGGGACAACUUCCACCUCCCUGGACGUGUGUUUGUGGGUGAAAAGCAAGGUGGAGGUAACCAGGGGUGCUCACAGACAGAGCCACCUCUACUGUACGGAGCAAGAGUUGCUUUAAAUAUAAUAAAUAAAAGUGAAGUCUUCCACAAGGCAGCGCGGAUCGGUAAUUGCUGUUUUGGAACUCACGUCCCCGCAGUUAUCUAACUCAGCGUUUCAUCUCCAGCUGCAGCACAAUUUUUGCCAAAUAUAGAUAAAUGAAGUUAAAGUUAUUGGCAGCCGCAAGUUCUGUGUCCCUGUUUUGAGUUAUAGAUUUCAUAGGAAUGGCAUCACUACUUCUGGGGCAGACGAUUGUUCUCCAGGAGCGAGAACUUCCCAGAUGGCCCAGGCUCCAGGCGGUGGACUGAGGCUGGGGUUUGCCUAGGAGGGGCCUGCAUGGGGCUGGGUUAGGGCUGCUCUCGGCUGUGGGUCAGCUGGAAUACCGAGACCAAGGGAAGACAGGUUCUCAGCUGAAUGGAGUCUUUGGGAAACACCUUCCAGAGAUCCCUCAAUCCCAGACAGGCCCAGGUAGUGCAGCUCAAGCCCACUGCUCUUCCGCAGCUCACCUGUGGAAACCCACAGCUCGUCACCUGCCGGACUGCUUGCUUCUCUCCUCUUAUUUCUGAUGAGAGGCAAGGUUAUAACAUCCCCUGGGAGGCUGGCUCUCCAGAUGACUGAGCCAGGAGGUGCUGGUCGGUGCCCUUGGGAGCCACAGCCAACUGGGCACGGCUUCCGUUCCUCUUCCAAGGUUGACGCCGGGGCUUCCUGCUUGCUCCCCUUUGUUUAGAUGUGAAACAUAGUCUUCCCAGAUCCACUGCCUGCUGCCCGCUGGUGAGGAACACAGAGGAGGCUGUUUCUGGGCCGUGUGAGCACAUGCACGUCUGGCAGCCCCGUGUCUCCUGCACCUGAACACACAUCUCCUGCAUCCUGGCUCCUUAUCAUCCUGCAGCUCUGUUGCUAUGGAAAAACACUUUCUAGAACUUAGUGUAGUCACAAGUUAGGGCAGUUUUGAAGGGAGAACAGUGUGUAAGUCAGACACCGUCACACACACGUGCGCGUGUGCACACGCACACCCGUUGGCCUUUAAGUAAACCAGGAGCUGCCUCUUACUUGGAUUCAAAGUCAAUGUUCCAUCCCAGGAAUAACCUUUCCCACGUGCCUCUGCUCAGUGACCUCUCCCUAUGUGAUACUCGAGCAAAGUCGCAAGUUAUUUUUCCUCCUCUUCUUUCCCUUCUGUUCAUUGUUCUUUGGGUGAUGUUUCCUUUUUUUGUAUCAGUGGAGAUACUGAUAAUUAUAAUUGCCAGGUAGAGGACCGUAUAUGCCAAAAGCUACCCUAGCUUCCUUCCCUCUUCCCUUUCUUCCUUCCUCCUGCUCCUUCAUUCCUUCUCCCUUCCUCUUUCCUUCAGAAAAAAAAUCGAGAUAUAAUUCACGUAACUUCAAAUUAGCCCCAGACCACCUUUCCAGGGCCCCGUCCAGGCGUUUGCUGUGUCCACAGUAUCUUCGCUGACCCUUCUCCUGGCUCAGAGAUAUUCUCAGCAGCCCGGAGGGCCCCUGGCCCACCCUGUGGUCAGGCACCCUCCCCAGCCCUGCCCAGCACCCUCACACUGUAAGUUGGAAACUCUUCCUUUCAGUCCUUCCAUCUGGUUUUAAUUUCUCCCGCGGUGACCGGCAUUUAAUAUGCAUCAGCUCACGGCCUCCUCACAGCAGCACGACCAGGAGCAACUGCUUAGUUCCUUCUCAACAGGUGGACUCGAGGCAGAGGGUGGCGAGGUUGUCACACAGUCCCAUGGCAGGAGGCAACACAGCUGGAUGCCAGCCCGCAUGGCUGCCUUCUCCGGUGCUUGACUUGGAGCCCGGUCUUUAGCCUGGCCAGCUCCCUUCCUCUCCCGCUGCCGUCUGUUGGACACAGGUCUUGGCACUGCUGCUCUCUGUCCCUGCUUUGUUUCCUGCCUCGCUCUGGUUUUGUUCUCUAGCUUCCUGCGACAUCAGGCCACAGUGCUGAAGACGGUGUUAUGAUUUCCAGGACGUCUUGCAGGGACGGAAGGUGUAACUUCUCUGCUCUGGAUAGUCUUUUUGGCUCAACUCUGAACUCUUUGGUAAAAGUAGACCUUUCCAAAGCUCUCUGGGACUUGGAGCAAAACUGGGAAUUUUGUUAGUGAGAAACAAGCAAAGUGGCAGAGAGGAGGGUGACUUCUGGAUUUUUCACUUUCUCACCACUGGGAUGAAAAAGGAUUAAGAUGUGUUAUGGCUGUGUACCAACUCC